Malurus melanocephalus (red-backed fairy wren) is the source of this 4774-nucleotide messenger RNA. RefSeq names its product membrane associated ring-CH-type finger 1 (gene MARCHF1). The transcript is spliced from 4 exons. The coding region runs from base 20 to 841 and encodes 273 amino acids. Gene Ontology annotation, molecular function: MHC protein binding; zinc ion binding; ubiquitin protein ligase activity. The record is from RefSeq and is a predicted model, not a curated record. Gene Ontology annotation, cellular component: lysosome; late endosome membrane; cytoplasm. Gene Ontology annotation, biological process: immune response; protein polyubiquitination; antigen processing and presentation of peptide antigen via MHC class II. Lineage: Eukaryota; Metazoa; Chordata; Aves; Passeriformes; Maluridae.
GUGAGUUCAACAGUGCGCUAUGAACAGCAGGAACAGUUAUUUCAAUUUUGUGAUCAUGUGGCAAAGCAGUAAAAUAUCUUCAAUGUAUUUCAUGGACAAAGAUUCCAAACUGUCUAACUUAUUUCAACAGGCAAGCAGUCCUACAACAGGAACAGCUCCCAGGAGUCAAUCUCGGUUGUCUGUCUGCCCCUCCACUCAGGACAUUUGUAGGAUCUGUCACUGUGAGGGAGAUGAUGAAAGCCCCCUCAUCACGCCGUGUCGCUGCACGGGGACCCUGCGCUUUGUUCACCAGGCCUGCCUGCACCAGUGGAUCAAGAGCUCGGACACGCGCUGCUGCGAGCUCUGCAAGUACGACUUCAUCAUGGAGACCAAGCUCAAGCCUCUCCGGAAGUGGGAGAAACUACAGAUGACAACAAGUGAGAGGAGAAAAAUCGUGUGUUCAGUCACAUUCCAUGUAAUUGCAAUUACCUGUGUUGUUUGGUCAUUGUAUGUUUUAAUUGAUAGAACUGCUGAAGAAAUUAAACAAGGCAAUGAUAAUGGUGUCCUUGAGUGGCCGUUUUGGACAAAACUCGUUGUGGUGGCCAUUGGGUUCACAGGAGGCYUGGUCUUCAUGUACGUGCAGUGUAAGGUUUACGUGCAGCUGUGGCGCAGGUUGAAAGCCUACAACAGAGUGAUCUUUGUUCAGAACUGCCCAGACACCAUGAAAAAACUGGAGGAGAAAAGCUCUCCGUGYACUCAGCCCUCGGAGGUGAAGGAUKCAGUGGUGGUGCCGGUAGCACAGACAGGUACAAACUCUCAGCCAGCRGCGGAAGAAGCGACAUCAGAGGUCAUGCCAGUUUGACACGGACAGCGUUGCUUCUUCCUUGCAGAGUAAGCCGUAGUGUUUGCCACACUACAAAUGCUACAAGAAAGUAGAAUUGACUGUGCAUUUUUUCAGUUAAAAAAACCCAACCAAACAAAAAAAGAAAAAAAAAAUAAUUCCCCAUACAAAAACCAAAACUGCUCCAGGAAAAUGGAUCCAGCAAAGCAACUUGUUACUGUAUGGAAUGUGACCGUUCGUGACGUAGUUUCGCAGCUAGUCAGCAAGUGUAGUGAAAGUGGAAGUGUAGAAAGUGCAAUAGAGAACAGGUUUAACAGACAAUGCCAAACCGAUGUCACAAUGUACUUUUUUUUUUCUUUCCUGACUGGGCUGGCUGGGGAAGUAGAAACAGAACUGAUACAAUAAUCUUGUUUACAGAAGACACAAAACCUUUCGUCUGUUUACUACUAAAAGCUGUGUUUGCUAUUUAUCUUUUCAAAGAUAUGCUUCAAAGGGUACCAAUCCAGUUAUAUGCAUUGACAGAAUCAAAGUACAGAGCUGUAUUGCAGCACUUACUCUCACCUUCAUGGGACUGUAGUGUGGCCUGAAUAUUUGGGCAGCUGUGUCARCUAUGAAUAUUUGAACCAGUUGUUUUUAACAAUGGCUGAAUUUUUGAAAAGUAAGCAGUUCCAACCAGUACAAACUCAUGUCUCCAUAAGCUACAGGUAGUUCUUUUAAAUGUACCCAUCAGUGAAGUAAGUACAGGAAGGAGAGAAUAUGCAGAUAUACAUUUAGAAGAGCAGCUCAACUGUUUUAUUUUACUUUUUAAAAGUGAAUUAGACAUAAAUUGGAAUACGUGAAGUAUUGAGGCAGAAUUGUAAAUGAAAGAAAAAAAAAAGCAGUUCACUGCAGAAUCACACAAAAGUAAAUUGCCUGUUAUCAAGGGUCUGAAAAAGGAUGACACAUAGUGAUGAUAGAAGCUAUUUUUGGUUUUAGUUUUAAGGAUUCAUGGUACAGAAAGAUAGAUUUAAGACAACAUACCUACCUGCAUAUCUUCAGAAAACAUUAGUUUUUAAUCUCCUUGUUCUAAAAAGUUAGUUUUUAUUUUCCUGACUGAGAAAACAAAUCAAUGGUUUCCUUCUGUACAGGUAAAGUKAAGGUAUUAGAGAUUCAACAGUUUAGUUGUUAACUUUGUGUUUUGAGCACUGGCAUAUAAAAAUGAAGUGUGAAUAGCAUUAAAAGGUGCAAUAGAUAAAUGAAUGUAGAUAUAAAACUGUAUCCAACAGGGUGAAUUAUACAUAAUGAAGCAAUUCUGUGAUUCACUUUGCAAAGCUGCRGUGUUUACUACAAGGACACAAGAGCCGUAUUGACUUGGAGUAGUUAUGUAUCAGUGUGGACAAACCUCGGGACUGAACAUAACGUGUAUUAAAAAAAAAAAAAGAUUUAAGUUCUUUUUUUUAAUCUAGUAUUUAGUAAAGGAGGAAAAGCAAACAAGCAAAUAAAGAACCAGAGUAAUGAGGACAGGAGAGUACAGAUUUACUUAAAGGAGGGGUAUCUUYCACAAUUACUAGUGAAAUACAGUUCUACAGAAGCCUUGAAGUUCCUACUGGUAAAUUUUCUCUUGAUACACUCAAAUAUUUACAGUAUAAUAACAGAAUCAUCCUAUUCUUGCAAAUAUCCAGGCUGCUGGGCCUAAGAUGUAUUGGAGUUCAUAUACUAAGCAUUCCUUUGUGAAUGUUUACUGGCUUAAGGCUCAGGGAAUACUAGAAGUAGCAGUGUUAGCAAGAAAUGUGUCUUUAUCUGAUCAUUAUAUUCUUUUGUAUUGGAAUUGCUCUUGUAAUUUGGCUGUGACUAAGUGAUUGUUAUCUGGCUAGACAGGACACAAAACCUUGGUGCUCAAAUGGGUCCUUAAUACAUGUCAAUAUUUGCUGUAAGUUACUCCAGGUGAGUUGGAUUAAUGUUGAAGUUUUUUCACACAAUGGCACGCACUUUUUUAUAUAGAAUAAUUUCUCAACUGUACAACUGCAACUUCCAGUUGUAGCUGCUUCUUAUUUGAAAUUACAUACUAGAGAAAACAAACCAUUUCUCCAUUUAAAAUUCUGGAGGAGAUUUCAGAAGGUCUUCAGAGCAUGAUGACAGGAUUAAGGAAUGUCUCAUAACUGCACAUGCUUAAGUCUGCAACGGCAUGGUUUUCAAAAAGCUACUCGUUAAAAGGUAAAUCUCAUGAUAUCUGAAGUUAGACAAGAUUACUAACUCCAUCUGAAUGUUUGGAAGGAUGUUUGCAAUAAACCUGAUGAAUCAGCAAAAUCUACUGACAAGGAACAUUAUUAUAUGAAGGGUAAUUAAGAGCUUUUUGAAAUAAUAGUUUCUUACUAAGUGAAAGUAACCCUGCUUCUUUAGCCACCUUGUUCUUUGACCUGCUGUAACACCAUCAUAACCCCAUUGAAAGUACAUUAUUCCCUAUUUUGUCGGUUUACUGGAGACUUAAUUCACGGGGUUUUUUUUUUUCUUGAACAAGUACAAAAUUCACCUUAAAGAAGAAAAUAUCUGAAGAUUCUGAAAGCAGAACUGUAGCAACGACGAGAUUUUACAUUUUUUAAAAAUACACUGAAGAGUCAGCAACAGAAAAGACAAYGUGCAAAAUUUUAUACUAAUGCCUUCAAACACUAGUCUGGCACUCAACCAUAUAUGCAACUGAGUUUACAGUUAAUUAAAUAAAAGAAAGGAGAAAGACUUCAGUUGAAAUUCCUCCUCUCCCUUGGAAAUACUUAAUAUGGACAGCAGGGAAARGAGCAAAAUGGGACAUUGUCUGCUGAGAUCGACAAUGAGUCAAGUCACCAGCAAGAGAGAUUUCAGCUGGCUUGAAGCGGUCUUUAACCUUUCAAAGCAUUACAGUGUUAGCCCGUACAUCCCUUUCUCUUCUUAGGUGCACUGGAUUUUCUAGAGCUUUCAGGGAUUUCAUGCAGGACUGGAAUUUGUUUCUGAAGCAGGGUACAACCUCUUCAAGAGGGCAAGGAGCUAUUUAUACCACCAUGCCUUGGAUUCUGGUCUUCAUUARUGAGGAAAGUACACAAAUAGAGAAACUAGGCAAAUCCUUAUCAACCAGUGCUUUUUCAUUCCCACAAAGUUUUCUGUAUUAAUUUAUUAACCACAGUGUUCUGAGAAAAACCUGAACAAAACAGUAUGCUGAAGGUUUUAAGAUAAAGUCUAAGACUUUUUAAUGAAGAUGCYAUAUGAAAUAAAGAACCAUAUCAAACUCCUGUGUAGCCACAGUGCAGCUCCGGCAAAUAUGCUGACAGUGGAAUUUGGCCUGGCUAAACCCACAAGGGCAGCACCUGACUCUGAGCUGCCCUUACCAAGAAGAGCUUAAUCUGCAUUCUUGUUUAAACAAAGUUUUAAUAAAGAUAGGUAGAAGUAAUUUGAUGUCAGGUCAGAUCUGGAAGUUUAAACAAGAUACUCCUGUAUUCCCUCCUGUGAACAUGCACAUUUCUUUUCCUAUUUUUAAGUUACAAGCAUUAUAAAGUUUAUUUCAAACUGGCAUAAACAUACCACUUUUGACUAUCAGUAGCAUUACAAAGAUUCUUGACUAGUCUAACUGUGCCAUUCACACACUGCUCUAUCUGAAGGUAGUGUUUAUUUUUGUUGUGUAGAAAAAAUMGUAAUUCCCCAUCUCCAGAACAGUUUAUAAUUUCCAAUAAUGCAAUGAAACUUACACUCUGAUUAAAAUAUUUUACUGUGUAUAAUAUUUGGAACUACAAGUUUGUGAUGUUUGUUUAACUCCCUCUCUUUUGCAAAAGAAAAAGUGUAUGUUUUUGUGGGUGAAUGUGUACUGGAAGACAGAAGGUAAGGGAAAGAAAAGUAAUGUAUCUGCUUAAUGUUGUGAAAAAAUGUAUUUGUAUUAAACAAAUUACRCAAAGUACUGUAGUAUUCUACAUUUGUCACCUUGUUACAUGGAGCAUUAUAUGCUGAACAUGA